Molecule: messenger RNA, 1827 nt
Organism: Schistocerca nitens (vagrant locust)
Lineage: Eukaryota; Metazoa; Arthropoda; Insecta; Orthoptera; Acrididae
Product: ras and EF-hand domain-containing protein-like
Exons: 12
Coding region: 1-1749 (582 amino acids)
Molecular function (GO): GTP binding; GTPase activity; calcium ion binding
Source: RefSeq, a predicted model, not a curated record
AUGGAGGCGGACCACAGCUCCCAGCUGCGGCAGCUCUUCCGCUCCUGCGACCGCAAAGGCCGCGGCUACAUCGGCCAGCAGGAGUUGCGCGACCUGUGCGCUGGCUUCGACAUCACCGCGGAAGAUGCCGACGCCAUCUUCAGCGACCUAGACCACGACGGCGACGGACGCGUUACGGAGGAGGAUUUCGAGUGGGGUUUCCGCCACUUCCUCCAGUCGGACGAGGAGGGUUCUGCAGAGGACUCGCCGGUAGGCAGGCGGUCGGCCGGCGCGGCUGCCGAGCGUCGACAUUCGCACGCCUGGCCGCACCUCGUGGCCGGCGUCGGCCACAGUGCCAUCAAGGAGCUCCUACAGACCAGCGGGCAGAAGCUUGCGGAGCUAUAUGAAGAUCUCCAAACCACAUCAGUUUCUCCGGACUUGAUAAAACGUUUCGACGGGGCAUUUACGAGUUUACUCCAAGAUGUGAAGAAAAUUCAACAAGAGAGGAAGAAAUUGGAAGAAAUGUUCUCCAGGGAAAAACAAUCGCAUUUGGAGCAUCUAAGAAGUCUUGAAGAAGAACUCGAUGUCCAGGUCGCACGCAUAGAACAGAAGGCCAAAGAGGAGGCAGAAGCAAGAUUUGAAGCUGAGAAGAGGUUGUUGAAGGAAAAAAUGGAAGCCGAAAUGGCCGAACUGCAACUCCACCUAAAACUAUUCCAAAAGGUAAAUGCAGUCCUGAGCAAGAAGCAAGAAGCAGCUAAAAUCCUCCGUCACACAGACAAAGACACCAACAGUGAGCUGCACAGCUCACUCGUUGACACUAAAACAACUCUAGCAGUGCUGAGGGCUGAGAUGGCGCAGCUGAAAGCAGAGUACGAAGUGAAGUGCCGAGAACUGCAUGAGCAACAACAGACGACCUACGCGUUUAUCAACCAGAAUGAUCAUAUUUAUAACCAAAUUGGUCUGCUUCAUGAAGCAAAUCUCAAACUUCAAGACACCAAUGACAAUCUACUCUCUGUAAUGGAUACAGGUGGACCAUUUUUAUCUAGACCUGCUUCACCUUGCACCAGCAGUAUAGGACUGUGUUCUUCAAGCAUAGCACAAAUAAGUCGAAGUCCUGACCCUUCUGAUGUCAGCACUGAUGCAGAUUCAGCUCCACACAGCCUCAGCAAUAUGAAGUCUGACUCAGAUGAUGAGGCUGUACAGAAAGUGAGAAGACUUGAUGAAUAUGCUUAUGGAAGAUCUGUAAAAAUCACUACUGAUAUGGCUGGUAAAAAGUCACUUCAAGAAGAAAUUUGUGAAGCCGUGAGGAAAGAGGGAAAUGAGUCAGAAGACAGAAAUGAUUUUCACAUUUCCAAGGAACAUGACACCAUUUACAACAAACAAGUGUUGUCUUCUGUGGUUAAUGGAAGAACACCAAAUACAAAGACCCUGUCCUCCUUAGAACCUGAGGGUCCAGUUGACAGAACUUUCAAAAUAGUAUUUGCUGGAGAUGCAGCAGUUGGAAAGAGUAGCUUUAUGUUUAGAUUUUGUAAAGGUGUUUUCAUUAACAAUAUGGGAUCCACCCUUGGAGUUGACUUCCAAGUAAAAACCAUCAAAAUAGACAACAGAAAUGUUGCAUUGCAGCUAUGGGAUACUGCAGGACAAGAACGUUUCAGAGCUAUGACAAAAGCAUAUUUUCGCCGUGCUGAUGGAGUAUUGUUACUUUAUGAUGUUACAAAUGAAAGAUCACUAUUAAAUGUUCGCCGUUGGAUACAGAACAUUGAUGACUAGUAUGACAAGGAUGGGACAGGUAGUCAGCCAUGGCAUUAUAAAAGGACCCAUUUGCCUGAAAUAGGCAAAAUGACAGGG